CCCAAAUCUCGUCGAAUUUUCUCCUCCCCACAAAUCCCUAUCUGCCGUUUUGCGCCUUCUCCGCCAAGCGCCGGGGAAGCCCCGCCCUACCGCCGCCUCAAGAGUUUUGCUCUUCCCAAAAAUUCACCGCCGAUCAUCCCAGCCUUCGCUCUCUCUUCGGAUCGGAGCCUAACUUUCAAUUCCCCCAUACUUUUUCCGGUUCUUCGCUAGUUUUUUCAGCCACGAUGUAUUUCUUUGCUUUGUAGAGCUCUCUCUCAUCUCACAGUUCGUCUCAGAUCCCGUAGGUUUUAUUAAUGUAUUAUUCAAUUUCGUACAAUUCGUUGUUAUGGCUACACGGUUCACCGUCACCCACUCGGCCUCCAUGGCCGCAAACCUCUCUGCCGCCUCCGGCAAAGGCGGCGCCUCGCGGUUGUUUCACGGUAUCUCAAAGCGAUCGCGGAUUUUCCAACACCCGUUGUUGGGAAAACCCGACCCGAGUUAUUCCGGAUUCUCCCGCCCUGGAUUGGCGACUGAUUUCAGAAGACCGAUGCCGUUUGCUCAGGCGAUUCUGUCUGGGGAAAUUGUUGGAGGAAGGAGUCAGUCGCCAGUUAUCGUCGGGUUACUCUCUCUGCUGAAGCAAUCAAUUGGGUCUUCUGGGGUUUCUUCUGUUCAGGCGUCCUCAACCCUUCCUUUCAUUCAUGGUUCUAACUGGUUGCCAUAUAAAGGGCCCGCUAGCGCAGAGGUGGACAGGGGAAAGGCACUUUCUGGUACCGAAUCAGAGAGUCUGAGCAAAGGAACUUUGGAGACUCAGAUUGCUAGUGGUGGUGGCCGUAAAUGUUCUGAAGCAUUGGCGGCCAUCAAGAGUGAUUGUGCAAGUGCAAGUAGUGUGAAGGUUUUGCAUCAGAAACGUGGUGGUAGUAAGUCUGAUAAUAGUUGGCCUUUGAAAAUGUUGAACUUCUGUUUUACCUCUGAGGAUGCUAAGGCGGCUUUCACUGCCGUCAGUGUUGGCAUUUUGUUCAAAUCAACUUUGGCGGAGCCGAAGUCGAUUCCCUCAAUGUCUAUGUACCCGACACUUAAUGUGGGUGAUAGGAUUCUGGCUGAGAAGGUUUCUUAUGUUUUCAGGAGUCCUGAAGUUUCAGACGUUGUGAUUUUCAAGGCUCCUUCAUUUCUUCAGGAAGUUGGAUUUAGUCCGUCCGAGGUUUUCAUCAAAAGAGUAGUAGCAAAAGCUGGUGAUUGCGUUGAAGUUCAUGGUGGAAAAUUGAUGGUCAAUGGUGUAACUCAAGAUGAGGACUUCAUCUUGGAGCCAAUUGAGUAUUUAAUGGACCCAAUGCUUGUACCGGAGGACUGCGUGGGCCCACUGCCUAUCGAGUACAUUGUUGGUAGAUACCUCUUCCGCUACUGGCCUCCUUCAAAAGUAUGUGACACUCUUCACAGCACUCCCCAGCAAUGGGGUACUGCUGCAUUUUCGUGAAAACCCUCCACAACAAACUUCUUUCACUGAUUUCUGAUUUUUGCCUCAAAAAUCUUACUCCCGCCCAACUGGGCUUGAUCUUUGUACCUUCUGAAUUUUCCCCAUCACGACUGCUGCAAAUAUUCUCUGGCUGGUUUUCAAAAUUUCCCCCACAUAAUCAUUCAACUUUUGUUUUGUGGAUCUAAUCCAAUCGAAACCACUCAUCCUUCUAAGUAUUACUUCGUUUGCUGGUACUCUCGAUAUUCAAUAAGGAUAUUAGUAUUCGGCUGGGAUACCAUUUUGGCGCGAUUGGUUUGAGACUUGAAGUUUAAUUUUCAGGUUACCAAGAUUUGGGGGGUGAUUUUGUGUAAUGAAUGGUUUAUGACAGCAUGAAUUGCUCUGCAUAUGAUGUAGCAGAUGACACUAUUCUGGAAAUGAAACGAGUUUUUCAAUUAUUCUUCGUUGGCCUUUUCUGUUCUUGAAUCUCAUGUGUGUUUCUGGUUGUGGAAAGUUCCUUUUGUAUGCUUAAGCCUUCUGUACAACGUAAAUUUGUAGAGGAUUAUAUACAAGCAUUAUAGUCC
Molecule: messenger RNA, 2010 nt
Organism: Striga asiatica
Lineage: Eukaryota; Viridiplantae; Streptophyta; Magnoliopsida; Lamiales; Orobanchaceae
Source: the annotation of a GenBank genome assembly